Molecule: messenger RNA, 4175 nt
Organism: Nilaparvata lugens (brown planthopper)
Lineage: Eukaryota; Metazoa; Arthropoda; Insecta; Hemiptera; Delphacidae
Gene: TppII
Product: tripeptidyl-peptidase 2
Exons: 23
Coding region: 175-4029 (1284 amino acids)
Biological process (GO): proteolysis
Cellular component (GO): cytosol
Molecular function (GO): serine-type endopeptidase activity; tripeptidyl-peptidase activity
Source: RefSeq, a predicted model, not a curated record
AUGUGCUUAUGCGUAAUAAGUGCGUAAGCCGUCUCUAGACGCUCCUAAGGAAUUGCACCUUCAGGGUCGAGCCGCAUGAAGCGUUUUGGCACUGGCGGCGAACGAGUCUGCAGGGCUGAGAGCUCUCCGAUAUGCUGAUUAUCAGCUGAUGGGGCUGGCUAAAUUGACUUCACAAUGAUAAAGAGAUCACUUCUUGUUGGAUUGAUAAGGUUCCAGAGAAUUAGGAAAUAUUCUUCUUUAUUUACAGUCAACUGUGAUUUUCCUACGGAAUCGCUUCUUCCUAAGAAAGAGACUGGAGUAACUUCUUUUCUAAAUAAAUUCCCAAAUUAUGACGGAAGAGGAGUGACAAUUGCAAUAUUUGAUUCUGGGGUUGAUCCUGGAGCUGCUGGUUUACAGGUAACAACUGAUGGAAAACCUAAAGUUAUUGGAAGAUACGACUGCUCAGGUGCUGGUGAUGUAGAUAUUUCUACUGUUGUUGAAGUCACAGAUGGCGCAAUCAAAGGUUUAUCUGGAAGAACUCUCAAGAUACCUGAAUCAUGGAACAAUCCCACCGGAAAGUUUCACGUAGGAUUGAAAAAUGGAUAUGAUCUCUAUCCGAAAUCUUUGAAGGAGAAAGUUGAAAAAGAAAGAAGAGAGAAGUUUUGGGAUCCAGAACACAAAAGUGUUUCAGCAGAGACGAUUCGCAAACAACAGAAUUUUUUAAAGACUCUGGAUGAAAACAAAACUCAAACUUUAAGCAGAGAGGACAAACUGCUCAAAGAAGAAUACGAAGCUCAGGUUGAAGUUCUGCAAGCGUUUGAGAAGAAGUAUUUCGAUGGCGGAAUCAUGUAUGAUUGCGUUGUCUUUCAUGAUGGAGAAAUUUGGAGAGCUUGCCUUGAUACAUCUCUGAACGGGGACCUGGCUGCUUGUACUCUUCUUGGUGAAUACUCCAAAACUCAAGAAUACGCCACUCUGUCAUCAUUAGAUCUUCUCAAUUAUUCAAUCAAUGUCUUCGACGAUGGAAACUUACUCGAAGUUGUAGGAUUUUGCUCAAGUCAUGGAACGCACGUUGCUUCAAUAGCCGCUGCCAACUUUCCUGAUGAACCCGAAAGAAACGGAGUGGCUCCUGGUGCUCAAAUAGUCUCACUUACUUUAGGUGACAGCCGGCUGUACCCGUCGCCGGGGAUGGAGACAGGCGCGGCUGUGGUGCGCUCGAUGAUCCACGUGAUGAAGAGCCAUCCGCACAACAAGAUGCACGUCAUCAACAUGAGCUACGGCGAGCGCGCCAACUUUUCGUCGUCAGGUCGCAUCGCCGAGCUGAUGGCCGAGGUCGUCGACAAGUGCGGCACCGUGUGGGUCGCGUCGGCCGGCAACAACGGGCCUGCCCUCAGCACCAUCAGCUGUCCGCCCGAUCUCAACUACAACGGUGUCAUUGGUGUUGGCGCGUACGUGUCGCCGGAAAUGAUGACGUCAGAGUACUCGCUGCGACGGAAGCAGCCGGGCAUGCCGUUCACGUGGACGUCGCGCGGACCGACGCCAGAGGGCGCCAAGGGCGUCUCAGUGUGCGCCCCGGGCGCCGCCAUCACGUCUGUGCCCUGCUCCACGCUGCGAGGCUGUCAGCUCAUGAACGGUACCAGCAUGGCCGCACCUCACUGCACCGGUGUUGUCGCUCUUCUAAUAUCUGGAAUGUUGGCUCAAAAGCUACCUUACUCCCCGUUCUCAGUCAAACAAGCUCUAGAAAAUACGGCGCAAUUCAUUAGCAAUUUAGACGAAUUUGCUCAGGGCCAUGGCUUACUACAGGUAGAAAAAGCAUUUGAUCAUCUAGUCUCUUAUUGCGAUAGAAAAGAAAGAGAUGUUCGCUUUCAAGUUAGCUGUGCUGGUAUGAAAGGUAUCUACAUCAGAGGGAAACAAACUAAUAAGCCAAGAGACUUUGGAAUCACUGUGGAACCAAUAUUCUUGGAUUCCGAUAACAUGGCCUCUGAAAAGAAAAUAGACUUCCAAAUGAGUUUGGCCCUGGCUUGCGAUGCAUCGUGGGUUAGCUGUCCGUCCUACCUGGAAAUGAUGAACAUUCAGAGGGUGUUCUCUGUCAAAGUCGAUCCUUCAGGACUACCUGAAGGCGUUCACCGCACCAGUAUCCGAGCCUACGAUGUGUCGUGUGUUGAGAAAGGCCCAGUGUUCAAUGUAGAAGUGACUGUUGUGAGGCCAACUGCUGUUCCGGACACUUGUCGUGGCGAAAUCAAGUUUCAAAAUGUCGAAUUCAAACCAAAUACUAUCAAGAGGCAUUUCGUUGUAGUACCUGAUGAUGUUUCAUGGGCGGUUUUAACGCUAAAAGGAUUAGAAGAGGAUAAAACUGAGCGAUUCGUAAUUCAUUGCGUGCAGCUGAAACCGAAAACAAGCUGCUCCACCUUUGAAUUUCACAAAAUGGUGACUGUCAGCUCUCAAACGGCUUGCGAGUUGAGAUUUCAAGUCCAGGGUGGAGUGGUAUUGGAGUACGUGAUAGCCAAGUAUUGGACAUGCUUGGGUGACAUGAAGUUGGAUUACAGUAUAAUGUUCAAUGGCGUGAGGCCGAGCACGCCUUCAGUGACGAUGCACCACGCAGGAGGCAUCCAUUCGCUCGAGUUGUGCUCUGGCAUCCAUCCAGAAGAAAUCGCACCCACAAUCCAGUUGAAGAACAACAUAACUGCCUUGAAGCCAGCCGAAGCCAAAGUGUCGCCGUUGAACGAAAGAGAUGUGAUUCCGCCGUCACGCCAGAUUUAUCAACUAGUACUCUCCUAUAACUUCCAGACACCGAAAGCUGCAGAAGUAACGCCCAAUUGUUCGCUUUUCAGUUCGUAUCUCUACGAGUCUGAAUUCGAGUCGCAACUCUGGCUGCUAUUCGAUUCUAAUAAACAGUUUUUGGCCGCUGGAGACUUUUGCCCUUCCAAGUACAGCUGCAAAUUGGAGAAAGGAGACUACGUUCUUAAACUGCAAAUCAGACAUGAAAAGCGAGAGCUCCUUGACAAACUAGUCGACCUUCCAAUACUUCUCCGCCAUAAACUUCCCUCUCCAAUCACGGUUGAUGUCUAUGCUAGCUAUUCGCAAGCUGUGAUCAAUGGAAAGAAAAUGGCCAGCGCUGUUCUACCUGUAGCAAAGCCGCAUCCAAUCUACAUAGCUCCCAUUCCUAACGACAAAUUAUUGAAAAGUGCGACUGUUGGCCAGUACUUGUCGGGAUCCAUAGUCUACGUCAAGGAUGAGAUGGGGAAGAAAGUGGACUACUACCCAUUCAAUUACAUUUUAGUUGAAGCAAACAAAAAGAAUAAUUCUAAACCUGCAAGUGAUAAAACCAAGUGGGAAGAAUACGAAGAAGCUCUCAGGGACCUGUAUACGUCAUGGCUUUCGAAGCUAGAAAACAAUAGUGAGUCGCAAAAUCUGUAUGAAGAACUGGUGAAAAAGUAUCCAGACCAUUUGUCACUGCACACUUCAAUGAUGUCCAACCUGGAGCCAGACAGUAAGCGAAUUCUUCCUGGACAAGAUCUCACAAAAGCGCUGGAAAACGCCAGUAAAAUACUUGCCCUCACCAAAACAGUUUGUCAAGAAAUCGAUGAAACUGAACUGUUAGCUUUCAUAGGCAUGAAGUCCGAUCAUCGACCGGAUGCUGCUAAGAUAAAAACGAAGAUGGACCGCAACAAGUCAGUGAUAAUAGAGACGUUGGGGCGAAAAGGAGUGGCGCUGAGUCAGCUGCACAUCGCUGCCAAGGAGGGCAAGGCUUCCACCGGAGACCACGCCCAAGUGUCGCUGGCCGACAUUGACGCAGUCAUGCAGAACUUGCUGCAGUACGCUGACGCCAACGAUGUCAAGACAACAGUUUACUUUGGCCUAUGGCACGCGGCGGCGCAUGAGCACUACGGCAAGCUGAUCAAGUUGGCGCUGAAAAUGUACGAAGACAAGUCCUCGAAGGAGCUGGACGAGUGUGUGGCGUGGGCCAUGGGCAAGGCAGGGUGGGCGCAUGCGCAGCGCCUUCACCAGUCCAACAUACCUAUUCGUCACCCACCCGCCUACAGGCUCUUUUAAACUAUCAUUUAUGCUAUAUUAUUCAGUAUUCGUAUAAUUAUUUCAUUUAUUCUGGUUGAAAAAGUUUUAUUUAAUGAAAUAGUCUAACAAAUUUAUUCUAAAAUCCAAAUUAUUAUAGAAGGAAUCUAAUAAAUUGAUGCAUUUUA